Molecule: messenger RNA, 430 nt
Organism: Cyphomyrmex costatus
Lineage: Eukaryota; Metazoa; Arthropoda; Insecta; Hymenoptera; Formicidae
Gene: RpL14
Product: ribosomal protein L14
Exons: 4
Coding region: 78-392 (104 amino acids)
Biological process (GO): ribosomal large subunit biogenesis; translation
Cellular component (GO): ribosome; cytosolic large ribosomal subunit
Molecular function (GO): RNA binding; structural constituent of ribosome
Source: RefSeq, a predicted model, not a curated record
UCUUUUUCAGCCUGGAAAAUCAUGCCGUUCCAGAGGUCCUCGUUGAUGGUCCAUCGUCAGGUGUACCUCGUGGUGAGAUGAGACUCAAUCAGCUUCACUUGACAAAAUUUCGUUUACGUUUCCCGUUUUCUGGAUCGACUCGUGUCGUGCGUAAAGCAUGGAAUGCAGCUAAUAUUAACGAACUUUGGAAAGAGACAAUGUGGGCCAAGAAAGUUGAAGCCAAAAAGAAGCGUGCAGAACUUAGCGAUUUUGACCGCUUCAAGCUGCGUAAAGCAAGGCAGAUAAGAAAUAAAUUACGGACAGAUGCGUUUUACAGAUUAAAAAAGAAAACUAAGAAAGUUAAAGCCGGCGAUGCAGCGAGUAAAAGCGCGAAGAAAGCUGAAAAGAAAUAAAUGACAUUUUGAAUUAAAUACAAGAUUAUUUUAUGAAA